CCGGGCAGCGCGAGCCAGGCGGGAGCCGGGAGCAGCCCCGCUGCUGCUGCUGCCUGGAUGCCAGAGGCUCCCCGGGAGCCGGCGGCCAGAGACACCCCGGAAGAGCCGGAGGAGGAGGACGAGGCCCCCGGGCUGUGAGCGGAGCGGAGGAAGCAGGCACCGCUGGCCAUGGCCUCCAACUUUAACGAUAUCGUCAAGCAGGGCUAUGUGAAAAUCCGCAGCAGGAAGCUGGGGAUUUUCAGGAGAUGCUGGUUGGUUUUCAAGAAGGCUUCCAGUAAAGGACCCAGAAGGCUAGAAAAAUUUCCAGAUGAAAAAGCAGCAUAUUUCAGAAAUUUUCAUAAGGUAACUGAGCUUCACAACAUCAAAAACAUAACCAGACUGCCUAGAGAGACAAAGAAACAUGCAGUGGCAAUUAUUUUUCAUGAUGAGACAUCAAAGACAUUUGCCUGUGAGUCAGAACUGGAAGCAGAGGAGUGGUGCAAACAUCUUUGCAUAGAGUGUCUAGGAACCAGGCUCAAUGAUAUAAGCCUUGGGGAGCCAGAUUUGCUUGCUGCUGGAGUCCAGAGAGAGCAAAAUGAGCGAUUCAACGUAUAUCUUAUGCCUACACCAAAUUUAGAUAUCUAUGGGGAAUGUACAAUGCAGAUCACACAUGAAAACAUCUAUCUCUGGGAUAUCCAUAAUGCCAAGGUCAAGCUGGUCAUGUGGCCUCUGAGUUCUUUGCGGAGAUAUGGACGUGACUCAACAUGGUUCACAUUUGAGUCUGGAAGGAUGUGUGACACAGGUGAAGGACUGUUCACCUUUCAGACAAGGGAAGGAGAGAUGAUCUAUCAGAAAGUCCAUUCUGCAACACUGGCGAUAGCUGAGCAACAUGAAAGACUAAUGAUGGAGAUGGAGCAAAAGGCACGGCUCCAGACCAGUCUGAGUGAACCAAUGACAUUAUCCAAGUCAAUCUCACUUCCCCGCAGUGCAUAUUGGCAUCACAUCACCCGACAGAACAGCGUUGGAGAAAUCUACAGUUUACAAGGUCACAGUCUCAGUUCAGCAAAGGUGUCUCGUGCACAGACGUUUCCCAGCUACACCUCAGAGCCGGGCGAGGAGCACCAGCAGUCCCUGUCGCUGUCUAGCAGCUAUGGAUUCAGCUACAGUUCAACCAUCAUCCAAUGAUACACACACAACAGAUGAGCAGAGAUACAAUAGAGCCUGGAACCUGCCUGUAGGGCCAGGAAGCCACUUGCACCCUCAGAAUCCAUGAAAGACAAAUUAUAAUGAAAACUGAGGCCUACCAGCUCCAGUCUGGUCACAGUGAAGAUUAAAAACUGCAGUGCAACGUCCCUGAGGCACAGGCUAAGUCUUUUAUUUAUUUAUUUAAUUUUGAUUUUCUUUGGUCCAAAUGUAAAAACAACCAGACCAAUUUCCAGGUGUAAGAAAGCAGUUGAAUCCAAUGAAACCUCUGCUUCACUGGACACCACCUGUUCUGGGUGGAAACAUAAUGACACACUCAACUUUAGACUUGUCACCCAACACUAUGGUCAAGUUUGCCCAUCUCCAUUCCCACUGACAGCAACCACCUUUUUUAUAUCCAACUGAUUGCCCACUGGUUCCAGUUGGUACUGGAAAAGUGUUGUCCAUUAAACCAUACAGCGACUGUAGAUGUUAUCCUUAGAAAUAAGCAACGCUGCAAUUACAAAAAGGAGUGAACACCUUUUUAAUCAGGCUCCUAUAGCUGCCAUGUUUAACUCUACAUAUAUAUUAGGAGUGGCAAGAUAAU
Messenger RNA from Gopherus flavomarginatus (Mexican gopher tortoise), 1768 nucleotides. It is a transcript of the gene DOK6, whose product is annotated as docking protein 6. The coding region runs from base 169 to 1164 and encodes 331 amino acids. Lineage: Eukaryota; Metazoa; Chordata; Testudines; Testudinidae. Gene Ontology annotation, biological process: cell surface receptor protein tyrosine kinase signaling pathway; positive regulation of MAPK cascade. Gene Ontology annotation, cellular component: cytoplasm. The transcript is spliced from 8 exons. The record is from RefSeq and is a predicted model, not a curated record.